CUGGCGUUCCUGAGGAUGGCACACUGCGCAUGCGCCGCAACGGUUUCUCGUCUCGACGCGCAGCGACGUUAUUUCUUUUAAUAUCUAUUUUCAAAUUGGUUUGGUCGUCUCAAUUGAAAAUAUACGAGAUACAUAAUCACACAACGACGAGUAAAUAACAAUUAUGGCGCCUUAUGAGGUUAAACCCGGCGCAGGUUUGGGAAAGCGAACACGGAAGUGUGUGAAGUAGUUCUCCCUUCCGCGUCUUGUCUUGCGUUCGUACUUCGGCCUCAGUAUCGCAUGAUCGCCGGAGCUCUUUGGUCCACUUAAUGAAAUGAGACGGUGUCGAUCAGCUCAAGGUUGACAAAUGUGAAGCGUGACAAGCGGAGGAGCUGGUGCAUCAUGGGAAACACGCCAUCGAAGAGUGACGGCGGAGAUGAGCCACCAAAAACAACUUUAUUUGAAAAGGAGCCAAGUGGCAUCACGUACAGAAUCCCUGCUCUCCUCUACCUGAGGCACAGUGGCACCUUUCUUGCCUUUGCAGAGAAGAGGUCCUCUUCUCGUGACUGUGAUGCCAAACUUCUGGUUAUGAGAAGAGGGGUGCAGAGUGAUGACGGAUCUGUUCAGUGGCUGUCGAGCGAGGAGCUGUCAACGGCAUGCCUGCCGGACCACCGCACCAUGAACCCCUGCCCCGUGUUUGAGAAAAACACCAGCACUUUGUUUUUGUUCUUCGUGUGCAUCCUGGGCAACACCUCGGAGCACAGGCAGAUCAUCACAGGUAAGAACAAGACGCGUCUUUGCUACGUCAGGAGCGGCGACGACGGCCACACCUGGAGCGAGGCAAAGGACGUUACGGAAAGCGUGAUCGGACAAGCUAUCCGCAAGUGGGCCACGUUUGCCGUUGGUCCGGGGCAUGGCGUCCAACUGGAGAAUGGGAGAUUGAUAAUCCCAGCCUACGCCUACUACAUCCCGUACAGGUGCUUCUCCUUUCCUGUUCCUCACACGGUUUACCCGCGUGCGCUGACGGUCUACAGCGCAGACUUUGGCAAGACGUGGCACAUGGGCAAGAUGCUCCUCAAAAAGUCGUGCGAGUGUGAGAUGGCGGAGAUCAUAGAUCAUGAGGGCCGAAGUCACCUGUACUGCAACGCUCGCAAUUUCGGCGGCCACAGAUGCGAGGCGUUGAGUGAAAACAGCGGCGUCUGCUUUGACAAACCUCGCACGGCCCGAGAGCUGGUGGAGCAGCCCAAAGGCUGCCAAGGGAGCGUCAUCGGCUUCCCUGCGCCCGAGUUCAUCCCCAGUGAGGACAGAGAGAGCAAAACGUGCGACACAUCCCCUCUGUCACCAGACACCCAAACCUGGCUCCUCUUCAUGCACCCAACAAGCAAGCACAGCCGGCGGGACAUGGGCGUGUACUUGAACCGAUCCCCCCUGCAUUCGAGAGGGUGGGACAGGCCUCUGAUCAUCCACAGCGGGCCCAGCGGCUACUCAGACCUGGCCUACAACCGGGACAAUGAUCAGUUCUCGUGCCUGAUGGAGUGCGGCAAAGAAAGUGAACUUGAGCAGAUUGCGUUCAUGUCGUUCAUGCUCAAAGAGGUCAUGCAGACAAACAGGAAGACGUGCUGAAUGACUUCUGUAGCUUCUGCAAUCUUAAAAUCUAAGCAUGAACGAUGCUAUGCUAACAUCUCUCUGUGUUUACUCAUCUUCCUCUUUGUGGAAGUGCGCGUGCAUGCAGGAGUCGCCUGGUCUGCUGUUUACUUAUUUACAUGACAAUGUAGUUAAGUCUAAUGUGCUACCGUAUUUCCUCAAAUAGUGGCUGGGGUGCAUAUUUAUGCAACCGCAGUAUUGGGCACUUCUUUCGUUUUAUUUCAGAGGAAGCCUUUUGUACAAUGCUUAUUUAAGGUUACAUCCGUACAUGCUGAUCUCUGAUAAAUGGGAAUUCUUUAUUCUGCUUUAAAGUGAGAAUAGAAUGUGUAACUUCCUCGAAUAAGCAGUUUCUAUUCCUGUUCCCUUUUAUUUUUAGUCCCUCUCAAUAAUGCAGUGCAGCAGAGGCAGAUUUAGCUUUCCAAAGUAGUAAACAAAGAUGACGAUUUGAGUCAUUGCUACUUUUACUCAAGUUGACUUGAGUCACUGUUUUGAUGACACUACUUGACAAAAACUAAAAGGCUUGACACUUAACUUGAACUUGGGGGUUUAAUACUCGAGACUGGACUUUAUUGAGACAUGAGCUGUUAUACAUACAUACAGGUUAGAUAAAUUGUAUAGUAAUAUCAUUGUUUGACCCCUAAUGCAACGUACGUUCAGCUACCGUGGACAAAAUGGGGUGAACUUAACAAAAUGUGUCGGUACGUAAUAAAGCGUAACAAAACUUGGAGGCGGUCCGUAUUGGGGCGGAAAGAAUACAGUGGAUAUAAAAAGCCAGCACACGCCUGUUCAAAGGCCAAUUGGAGUGAUACAAAAAAAAAAAAAAAUCUCACCAAGAUUUCAUUUCAAAAGUUUUUACACAAUUUAUUACUUGAAAAUGAAUGAAAUCUUUUCGAGAAGUAAAAAUAAACACCUGAAAUAAUGUGGUUGCACAAGUGUGCACACCCUCUUAUAAAUGGGUAUGUGUUCAGAUUUAACCAAUUAUGUUCAAAGUCAUGUUAAAUGGGAGUAGGCACACACCUGCCAUUGUUUAAAGUGCCUCUGAAUAACAAAGUAUAUGAAUAAAGUUCAGAUGUUCUAGUAGGCCUUUCCUGACACUUCUAUAGAGCUGCUCAGGUUAUAGGUCACGUUAUUGGUGGAAAAAGUUUGGGAAUCAUUAAUCUGAGUCACCUUUUUUAUAUCACAGAAACCUGGCAUUUGAACAUGGGUGUGUAGACCUUUUACAGUCAUCGUACUUGACUGCACUGUUAAUAUGCAAGGCAUGAGGUAUGUUUGAGGCCCUUUUAUAAGGUAAAAGAGUUACUUUGAUUAAGAGGUGAGCUAUACUCUGAUUUCUAUUCAUGUUUGCACUUGCUGCACGGCUGUAAAACUAUGGCAGUAUGUAUUGUGGAUUGUGUUUUUUUCCCCCAUUAUUCAUUUUGGUAUAAUUUGUUCAAGAGAAGGAUGCACCGUGGGACUCAUCAAGGCAAGGCAUUUAUUAGAGUGAAGGCCACUACUUGAGGACAUACACUAAUUAUCUAGGAAUUAAUCUAUUUUGUUGGCUGAUUUUAAGCAUGCUGCUCUAUCAACAGGCUUUGUGUGUGUGUGCGUGCGUGCAUACGUACAUAUCUACGUGUGAGCGCGCUUGUUUUGUGUGCACGUUAAUGUAGCAUGCAUGCUUGUGUUCCUUAUCGCUUCCUGCAUCUUAUAAAACAGUCUAAAUUUUGCGUAUUUUUCCUACCUCUUUUUAUUUUCCUUCAAUCGAGGAGUGUAGCAUUUCUUCAUGAUCUGACUUUGCUUAAUAUCAGUAUAUUGUACUGUGAUUCACAUAUGCCUUCUCGUGUCAUUCAGCCUUCAUACGGGCGAAUAGAACCAGUUUCCCACGACCAGAUAAUCAAACUGUGCCAAAUAUAAGUAAUUUCAAACCAAGGUACUGAAGCAGAAGAUUUUUUUGUACAAUUGUUUAUUUGAAGCAAGAAAAUUAAUUAACAUUUUUAUGAUUUACCUAUCCAUGUAUAUUAUCCAGAAUACAUGUUGGGUUUCUGUUGAAGGUUUUGAAGACGACAGCUGUAUUGUGUACAAUUGACUGGCCGAAAGUAACAUAGUGUGAAAAGAAUUUAGUAGGAUAUCAUACAAAAAUUCUAUCCAUAUGUAUAUCCAAGGCGUCUGGUUAGAGCGUCUGCCUCACAGUUCUGAGGACCGGGGUUCAAUCCCCGGCCCCGCCUGUGUGGAGUUUGCAUGUUCUCCCCGUGCCUGCGUGGGUUUUCUCCGGGCACUCCGGUUUCCUCCCACAUCCCAAAAACAUGCAUGGUAGGUUAAUUGAAUACUCUAAAUUGCCCGUAGGUGUCAAUUUGAGUGUGGAUGGUUGUUUGUUUGUAUGCUCCCUGCAAUUGGCUGGCAACCAGUUCAGGGUGUACCCCACCUCCUGCCCGAUGAUAGCUGGGAUAGGCUCCAAGCGCUCCCGUGACCCUUGUGAGGAUAAGCGGCUCAGAUAAUGGAUGGAUGGAUGGAUAGCCUAUAUUACACUAUAUAACUUUCCUUUUUCAGCAACAUGUUGCUUCAUUACAUAUGCAAACCCCUCCAGUCCACAAAAAAGUUUUAAAUCUUGAUGCAACAUAACACAUUUUUGUACAAAAUCCUACAAAAUUCUUGUGAAGCUCCUGAUGGUUGUCGAUUAUGAUGUUUCUUAGAUUUCAAAAAGAAAUUGCAUGCACUGUAGACCCAAUCAGUUUAAGAUAAUUUCUUUGCCAAAUGUCCAUGAGUCUCGAAGUGGUUCUACACAAGUGUCAAUGUGUUUUUGUUGACUGUUGUGGAUAGUGACAAAAGCUGCAUUUUUUUGUAUAAAAUAAAAAUAAUAUUUGAA
This is a messenger RNA of Phyllopteryx taeniolatus (common seadragon), 4462 nucleotides long. Its product is annotated as sialidase-3-like. The transcript has 3 exons. Gene Ontology annotation, cellular component: cytoplasm; lysosome; membrane. The record is from RefSeq and is a predicted model, not a curated record. Gene Ontology annotation, molecular function: exo-alpha-sialidase activity. Lineage: Eukaryota; Metazoa; Chordata; Actinopteri; Syngnathiformes; Syngnathidae. The coding region runs from base 382 to 1602 and encodes 406 amino acids. Gene Ontology annotation, biological process: ganglioside catabolic process; oligosaccharide catabolic process.